ACGGCAGCCCACUAAUAUUGUCUCGGAAAUUUUUACGCAUUUUUUCGAAAGACAAUUAGGCAACGCCCCUGUCACUGAAUAUCAGCCAUUUGCUGGACUUGUUAAUUGUAGGCUACGUCAUUAUUUACACCACUGCAAUCCAACUAUAAACGGAACUGAUGACGGCGAUGCCUGGGCUAUUACUAACAUAAUUUUAGUCGAGCGGAGGUACCUGCGCUUCUGCGGUAGCCUACGUCUAGCAACAACUUGUCCGAUAUGGACCGUGUAAUAUUUUGGACCAGCUGUUUGGCUUUCCUGCACGUGUGCAGGUGCGCUUUCCCCGCGCCCUGUGACAGUGAAAUAUACUGUACAGGUGAGCUCCUGAGACAGGUCCAGAUGGCCAAACUCUUUGAUGACGACAAGUACUUUGUAGACAUGAAGCUGAAGGCCGCUCCCGACGAGGUCCUGUCGGCGUUCCGGAAUCUGACGUCGGGAACGCCGGGCGGAACGCCGGAGCCCUCGCGGAUCCGGGAGUUCCUCGCUGCGUUCUUCGAGGAGCCCGGGACCGAGUUCGAGCGCUGGACCCCGCCCGACUGGCACGACAAGCCACAGUUCCUGUCCAGAGUGUCGGACGUGGGACUGCGCAGCUGGGCGGAGAAGCUGCACUCCCUGUGGAAGUCUCUGGGUCGGAAGAUUCGUGCUGACGUGAGGGACCGUCCUGAGCUUUACUCCCAGAUCUACAGCCCCCACCCCGUCAUUGUUCCUGGGGGGCGCUUCCGGGAGCUCUACUACUGGGACUCGUACUGGGCGAUCAACGGCCUCCUGCUGUCCGAGAUGAGAGAGACGGCGAGGGGAAUGAUCCGGAAUUUCCUCGACCUUGUUGACAGAUACGGCUUCGUCCCGAACGGCGGCCGCGUGUACUACGAACGCCGCAGCCAGCCCCCCUUCCUGACGCUCAUGGUGGAGAGUUACUACCGGGCCACCGGGGACAGAGAGUUACUCAGUGCUGCCAUGCCCAUUUUGGAGAGAGAGUAUAGCUUCUGGAUGCAGAAUCGUUCCGUGACCGUGGAGAAGAACGGGACUGUGCACGUUUUAAACCAAUACCGUGUCCAGGUGGGGGAACCCAGACCCGAGUCCUACACAGACGACCUGGAACUGGCCGAAGGAUUAACGGAAGGGGCUCAGGAGAGCUUGUGGGCGGAGCUGAAGGCGGGGGCGGAGUCUGGCUGGGAUUACUCCUCCCGCUGGUUUGUCGACGGUAAUGGCGGUAAUGGCGACACGCUGAAGGACACGCGGCUCAGCCACAUCGUCCCCACGGACCUCAACGCCCUGCUCUGCCGCAGCGAGCGCACGCUCGCCCGCUUCUACGGCAUUCUGGGUGACGCUGCAGGGGCGGAGCGUUUUGGCCAGGCCCAGCGGGCACGGCUGCAGGCAGUGGAGGCCGUCCUGUGGGACCCGGAGAGGGGCGUCUGGCUGGACCACAACCUGCUGACCAACACCCGCCACCCCGCCUUCUACCCCUCCAACCUGGCACCUUUAUGGGCACAGUGCUUAUCCCAGCCUGCCAUGGGAGAGCGGGCACUGAAAUACCUGCAGGAGAGUGGGGCUCUGCAGUAUCCAAACGGCGUCCCGACAUCGCUGAAGAACAGCGGGCAGCAGUGGGACCUGCCCAACGCCUGGCCCCCCCUCCAACACAUGCUGAUUGAGGGUCUGUGGAGGCUCCCCUCAGAGAAAGCCAAGGAGGUGGCCUUUGAUCUCGCCCAGAGGUGGAUCAGCACGAACUGGAAGGCCUACCUAAAAUACGAAGCCAUGUUUGAGAAGUACGAUGUUACUGGCGAUGGCAAACCAGGUGGAGGAGGGGAGUAUGAGGUUCAGCUGGGGUUUGGCUGGACCAAUGGGGUGGCCCUGCAGCUCCUGGACCAGUUUGGUGACAGGCUGAUAUCAGCCUCUGCCGGUUUGGGCUUCAGCUUUGGUGUGGUGGUCUUCUGCGGUGGCCUCCUUGCUGUUUUAUGAGCUACGGCUGACCGGAGUAUGACUGCAUUCGGACGCAAUGGUACAAACACAGCUAACUGGAGUAUGACCGCAUUAAAACACAGCUAACCGGAGUAUGACCACAUUCAAACACAGCUAUCCGGAGUAGGACUACAUUCAAACACAGCUAUCCGGAGUAGGACUACAUUCAAACACAGCUAUCCGGAGUAUGACCGCAUUCAAACACAGCUAUCUGGAGUAGGACUACAUUCAAACACAGCUAUCCGGAGUAGGACUACAUUCAAACACAGCUAUCUGGAGUAGGACUACAUUCAAACACAGCUAUCCGGAGUAGGACUACAUUCAAACACAGCUAACCGGAGUAUGACCACAUUCAAACACAGCUAUCCGGAGUAGGACUACAUUCAAACACAGCUAUCCGGAGUAGGACUACAUUCAAACACAGCUAACCGGAGUAUGACCGCAUUCAAACACAGCUAACCGGAGUAUGACCACAUUCAAACACAGCUAACCGGAGUAUGACCACAUUCAAACACAGCUAUCCGGAGUAUGACUGCAUUCAAACGCCCCAAACGCUGAAUUGUUCCCUCUAUGAGCCAGCACGUUCUGUCUCCUUCCCUCAAAAUCCCUUUGGCUUAUGUGACCACUUAAUUAUUCUGGCGAACAUCACAAAGCUUUUCAUUUGAUUAAAUUUUCUGGAGUUUUGGAAAUUUUCUUUUAUUUUGGGCAUUUCUUUUUCUGAGCAGGUUUUUUAUUAUUUUCUUUCUUGCGCAGAAUGUAUGAGGUAUUAUUCUGAGGGCUUUUUGAAGAUAGGCUUUAAAAAUAUAUAUAUAUAUUCAGGGUUGAAAGAUGAAUAAAUAAAAAUCAAUAAAAUA
Molecule: messenger RNA, 2846 nt
Organism: Anguilla rostrata (American eel)
Lineage: Eukaryota; Metazoa; Chordata; Actinopteri; Anguilliformes; Anguillidae
Gene: treh
Product: trehalase (brush-border membrane glycoprotein)
Exons: 15
Coding region: 256-1992 (578 amino acids)
Biological process (GO): trehalose catabolic process
Molecular function (GO): alpha,alpha-trehalase activity
Source: RefSeq, a predicted model, not a curated record